AUGCUGCUUAAAAAGGGGCCACCGGUGCCUCCUCCACCAAAGGUCACACCAACCAAGGAGGUGGCAGAGGAACAGAUCAUCGACCUCUUUGGUGGAGAAUUUUUACCUGCUCCUUCGCCAUCACAGCCCAAUGAACGGCCCGGCGAAUCUCUUCUUGAUCUGGACUUUGAUGCUUUUCAACCAGAUGAAAGCGUUUCACCAGUACCACAGACUGCUGUACCAUGGGACAUGUGGUCGGCAAAUACUCAAGCUGCUCAGCCUGCUGCAGAUACCGGCUUUGUCGCUGACUGGUCUGCUGAUUUUGGUUCAGUGUCAGCCAACGGAGAAGAUGCUUCAGGAGCUGAGGAACCUGCUAUCCCUGGAGGUCCGACUGUGGGGCAGGAAGGGGCACAAGAAGGGGUGCAGGGUGAGACUCGGGGCUGGCCCCAGGGAGAAGGGAUUCAGCCAGGUGGAGAAUCAACAGCAAUCACCCGGGACAGUGAAAUCACACCAGCUGAAGAUGAGGAUCCAUCAUUUUUCGCAGAUUUUGAUAAGAUGAAUGAAGGAAACAGUGAAUCAAAUGACGCUCUGGAAGCUGCAGAGGCCCAAGCUGCAGGCUCAAGAGAGCCUGCAGCAGAAGACAAACCUCCAUCUCUCACUACUGGAGGAGAGCAAGAUGAGUGCCCACCUCUUUUUGCUGGAGAGGAACCUGUAUCUUCAACUGCAGAAGCAGAGAUGGAGGAACCUCCAGCUCCCCCUGCUGGUGAGGUGGAAGAAUCUGGAGCUGCUCCAGCUGGUCAGGACGAUACAGACACACAUUCAGACAGCCUGAAGGAGGAAAAGCCUGCUUCAACAGUGGUAUCUCCAGGCACAGAACAGGCAGAGGUCAGUGAGAUUGCUUCUGCUGAACAGGCCAAAACUUCUCCCAGUGAAGCAGCUUCAUCGGAAAAUAUGCCAAUCCCUUCUGUUGUGAUUGAGCCUGCCUCAAGUAACGAAGGUGAUGAUGACCGAGAUGCUGACAUCAUCUCUCCCACUGCAAUCAGUGACAAUGGGGUGACAACUGAAAACCAGAACAUCAAGCAUAUCAGUCCUUCUGGGGGAGCGUCUGGACUUCCUGAUGAUUUCCUUUACAAGGUGGAGACCAUACACGACUUUGAGGCUGCAAAUUCAGAUGAACUUGACCUGAAGAGAGGCGAUGUGGUUUUGGUGGUUCCCACUGCCUCAGUGGAAGAUCAGGAUGCUGGCUGGCUCACAGGGAUCAAGGAAAGCGACUGGUUAACAUUUGGAGCUGGUGCUCAAAAAGGACUUUUCCCAGAAAACUUUACUCAACAUUUGGAGUAAGAUGUUCCCUGACAUGGCAAAAUGAUAAGUAGAAACAUGAGUAAUCUGUGUCCCAGCCAUUGAAUCAGCAUGUAGCCAUUCCUUUUCUUGUACGUUGUACCUGCUGCAGCUGUCUGCUGGACAAACAAUAAAGUUUCUCUGGCAGGUGAAACUGUACUAAAAUUAAAUGUUAUUGUUAAAAAAAAAAGGAAAAAAAGAAGAGAGAGAGUAGUACUCUUCCGAGUUCCCCUGAUGAUUUAAGCAUGGUGUGGUAGUAUGUUCCACCCUCCUGUGGAAGUAAGAUAUGCCUUUUGUUUAAAUAGAAAUUAUAUAUAAAACAAUAAUAACUCAACAACAAAAAGCUUGAAGUGAC
Pundamilia nyererei is the source of this 1672-nucleotide messenger RNA. RefSeq names its product amphiphysin-like. The record is from RefSeq and is a predicted model, not a curated record. Gene Ontology annotation, molecular function: protein binding; phospholipid binding. Gene Ontology annotation, biological process: synaptic vesicle endocytosis. Lineage: Eukaryota; Metazoa; Chordata; Actinopteri; Cichliformes; Cichlidae. The coding region runs from base 1 to 1320 and encodes 439 amino acids. The transcript is spliced from 13 exons. Gene Ontology annotation, cellular component: plasma membrane; synaptic vesicle.